AUGACGGAGAAAUGUCAUUAUGCCGGUGAUGGGACGUGGGCGAGUGAGGAAAGAAACAAACCGGUUGAGCUCACGGCAAUGAAUAGAGUUGGGACGGUGAAUCAGGGCGAAUCAAAGGCCGCAAUGAGUUUUUGGGUCCGUCAAUUCGAAGCUAUGAACCUCAGGGACUUGGAGCUUGAGUCGCUGGUGGUAGGAUUUCCCCCACUGAACAUUGAGCCCAAAUUGAAGGAUGACGCGCCCAGUGAAGAGGGGAACAAAUUAACGUCGGAAAUAGCUUCUUCGGUCAGCAGAGGUUUUUUGGAUCCCGAUAGGAGGAAGCUCUUGUAA
Molecule: messenger RNA, 327 nt
Organism: Histoplasma mississippiense
Lineage: Eukaryota; Fungi; Ascomycota; Eurotiomycetes; Onygenales; Ajellomycetaceae
Exons: 2
Coding region: 1-327 (108 amino acids)
Source: RefSeq, a predicted model, not a curated record